Molecule: messenger RNA, 774 nt
Organism: Closterium sp. NIES-65
Lineage: Eukaryota; Viridiplantae; Streptophyta; Zygnematophyceae; Desmidiales; Closteriaceae
Source: the annotation of a GenBank genome assembly
AUGUGGCUUGGCUCGUUCUCUUGUCUUACUGUAUGCAGUUAUCAUGAUCCCCUCGCCUCGCUCUCCCCCCUUCAUGGCCAGGGUGAUGGGCAGGCCAGCACACCAGGACUUGUGAGUCCAUCAGACCAACCAGCUGACCUGGAGCACCACGCCUGGAGCACCAUGCCUGGAGCACCACACCUGGAGCAGCACGCAAGGAGCACCACGCCUGGAGCACCACGCCUGGAGCACCAUGCCUGGAGCACCACACCUGGAGCAGCACGCAAGGAGCACCACGCCUGGAGCACCACGCCGAGCACCACACCUGGAGCAGCACGCACGGAGAGCAAUGGCAGCACAGGGACGCCUCAAGUGAAGGCGUGGCGCAAAACUGGGAGAGCAGCGGAAGGAACGUGGCUCCGAGCCGUGGAGUGCGUUGUGAACAACAUCCAUUGCUUGCUUCUCCAAGACAAGAGCUGGCAUGUCAACACUCUUUCACAUCCUCAACCUCUCAUCCACUCGCUUCUCCUCUCCUUGCUCACGCCACUCUUCAAGUUCCUCUCGUCUCUUUCUCUCUCCAUCCUUCCUCCCCUCUCUCCAGCACUCAAAGGGGGGACGGACGGGAAUGGCAGCGAGUGGACGGGUACUGUUCAUGUGCGUGUGGGGAGAAGGGGGGAUGGGGGGAAGGGGGGUGGGGGCGUGCAUGUGUGCGUGUGCGUGUGUGCAUGGCUAGGAGUGUUCCUCUCAGCCUUCAAGCUCUGGAGUGUGGCGGAUUGCUCCAGCCUAGCAGCCUAA